Messenger RNA from Cervus elaphus (red deer), 1052 nucleotides. Its product is annotated as keratin-associated protein 9-2-like. Lineage: Eukaryota; Metazoa; Chordata; Mammalia; Artiodactyla; Cervidae. The transcript has a single exon. The coding region runs from base 40 to 894 and encodes 284 amino acids. Gene Ontology annotation, cellular component: keratin filament. The record is from RefSeq and is a predicted model, not a curated record.
CUCACCUCUGAACAAGAACCCACACACCACCCUGAGACCAUGACCCACUCCUGCUGCUCCCGUUGCUGCCAGCCUACCUGCUGCAGGACCACCUGCUGUAGGACCAAAUGCUUCCAGCCCACCUGUAAUGGAUCCAGCUCUUGUGGGUCCAGCUGCUGCCAGUCCAGCUGCCCCGCAACUUGCUCUCAAACCACCUGCUGCCAACCUACUUGUGUGACCACCUGCUGCCAGCCCACCUGCUGUAGGACCACCUGCUGCAAACCCACCUGUGUGACCACCUGCUGCCAGCCCAUCUGCGGUGGGUCCAGCUGCUGCCAGCCUUGCUGCCGCCCUGCCUGCUGUCAGACCACCUGCUGCAGGACCACCUGCCUCAAGCCUACUUGUGUGACCACCUGCUGCCAGCCCACCUGCUGUGAGUCCAGCUGCUGCCAGCCCUCCUGCCCCCAAACUUGCUGUCAAACCACUGAAACCACCUGCUGCAAACCUACUUGUGUGACCACCUGCUGCCAGCCCACCUGCUGUGAGUCCAGCUGCUGCCAGCCCUCCUGCCCCCAAACUUGCUGUCAAACCACUGAAACCACCUGCUGCAAACCUACUUGUGUGACCACCUGCUGCCAGCCCACCUGCUGUGGAUCCAGCAGCUGUGGACAAACCUGCGGUGGUUCUAACUGCUGUCAGUCUUGCUGCCAGCCAGCUUCCUGUGCACCCGUGUACUGCCACAGAACCUGCUACCACCCCACAUGCUGCUGCCUGCCUGGGUGCCAAGACCAGAGCUGUGGAUCCAGCUGCUGCCAGCCUUGCAGCCGCCCUGUCUGCUGUCAGACCACCUGCUGCAGGACCACCUGCUGCCACCCCAGCUGUGUGUCCAGCUGCUGCCAGCCUUCCUGCUGCUGAUCACUUUGCUAAAGAAUCACUGUCUCACAAAUCAAUAAUCUUACCACCUGAUUUGGCAUUUCAGAACAAAUUUUACUUCCAAAUGUUGCUGAAAGCAACAUUCUGUCACCAAAUUUAUGUUAUUCAUUUCCCUGUUUAAAAGUCUGAGGAUCAACUUG